GUCAAGCUGAGUGCAGUGACCGGAACCCUCGCUCUAUAAAUGUAUCAGCUUCGAGCCUCAAUCAGGGAGUGAGUAGUCCACUUGAUUCCGCUGACCUGGAGUAGACUGAAGUCACGAGGCACCGCGAGAAAUCGACAGUGAAAUCAACGCAACUCACUCACUCCAUCAAAAUCAUGGAGUUGCAGCUUUUCACUGUGAUCUGCAGCAUCUUGCUGCUGGCUCCACAGUUUGACAUUGCAUCUGCAGACAGCCGAGAAGACUGCUUAUUGUUACCAGACCCAGGACCCUGUAAGGCCUCGUCUCAUCGCUAUUAUUACAACAGAUACACUCAGCAGUGUGAGAAAUUUAUCUAUGGUGGAUGCAGGGGUAAUGAAAAUAACUUUGAAUCUGUAAGGGAGUGCACAUUGCAUUGCCGAAGAAUUAAAAAGGUUCCCAAAAUUUGCAGGUUGGAGGCAGAUGUAGGACCAUGUCGCGCUUCCUUUACCAGGUAUUUCUAUAACUUUACAACAGCUCAAUGUGAGGACUUUGUGUUUGGUGGCUGCUAUGGAAACGCUAAUAACUUCAAAGACAUUUCAACUUGCCUGAAGGAGUGCAAACCAAUAUCAGUUGCACCCUCAUUCUGUAUCAAGCCCAAAGACAGAGGACAUUGUGCAGCUGAUAUCCUGCGGUUUUACUUCAACGAAGAGAAAGGCUCUUGUGAGACAUUCAGUUACUCUGGCUGUGGUGGAAAUGACAAUAACUUUAUUUCUCUUAAAAUUUGCCAAAAGAUAUGUCAACCACCUGACAGAAAAACAGUGAAAAUCAAGAAUGUUCCUGCACCUAAGAAAAUUAAACUAAAUCGAAGAAAGCAGUUUUUAAGAAAUCCGAAGAGGAAGAAUUAAAUGCUUAACUUUCUUAGCAAAAAGCUCCAGGUCUAGAGUUCUUGCAGUUUUUUUUAAAAACCUUGAUUAAAAAUCUAGACUGAAGUCAACUUUUGCUCCAUAUAUUUUAAACAUGACAAGAGGCGAUACAAUUGACAUCAAAUCCUCCCAAAGUAUUCUUAGUGUAGAGAUCUCUUCAGAUUAUGCUUCUGUUACAUUUAUUUGGGUGUCACUAAUUUUGUUUAAGAAAAUAACGUAAAAAGGAAAGGAAAUUAAAGGAAUGAUUUGAUGCACCAACUGAACAUUUUUCAUUCCAUGCUUUUUUAUAUAAUUCUAAUAGAAGCUGCUAGAUGGCUGAUACCAUACAUUUAGAAUGGAGGAAUUUAAGAUGUGGAUCAUAUUAGUUAAUAUCUUGCUGCAAGAUGUGUGCACCUUUUUCUCCUUAAUUAAUCAUUUCAUUGGAGAAGAUAUUAUCGUAGUCCAUUUCCUGUCUUCUCUUUGGUGACUCAUUUAAAUUCAUGUAAACAUAAAACUUCUGAUUUAUUUAUUCCUCUCAUAUUAUCUCUUCAAUUCAGAAACACCAGCAAUUUAACUCUGUUACCAUAUUUGAAUGGUUCUAACCUCUACUUUAGGCUAUUUGUGACUGAUACUGACAGAGCUAGGACAUAGACAUCAGUGCCAUUUGUGAGCAGAGUUAUACAAGGGAAGCUUGAGCUCUGCUCUAAAAGGAAAAUCUUUGCAAAGCCAUUGAUGUUUUUGGUCAAUGAGCUUACAUUUUUGCUUUAAAUGGUUAGACUCACUUUGAAUCCUAUAAUUGUUUAAUGGUUACUGAAUUAUUUUAAAAGGCUAUUUUUAGUAAUAAAAUAUAUAUUGAAUACAUUAAAGAUAUAUGAAUUACUAGAAAUUAUUCUUAGAAUAAGGGAAAUCUGGUAACCUUCAAAGAUAUUCCUGGUGGAAUAAAUUCUGUAUUGCAACUCGCUGUUGUGAGCUUUCACUAUAAAGCAGGGAACAUUAUAUGUACUGAAACCUUAAAAUAAUAAAAUUGAAUGAAUAGCAAAUGA
Molecule: messenger RNA, 1921 nt
Organism: Carcharodon carcharias (great white shark)
Lineage: Eukaryota; Metazoa; Chordata; Chondrichthyes; Lamniformes; Lamnidae
Product: carboxypeptidase inhibitor SmCI-like
Exons: 5
Coding region: 174-881 (235 amino acids)
Biological process (GO): negative regulation of peptidase activity
Cellular component (GO): extracellular region
Molecular function (GO): serine-type endopeptidase inhibitor activity
Source: RefSeq, a predicted model, not a curated record